AUGGGAGCACUUCAUCUUUUCUUCUUGCCCCAUUCGUGCCCGGUAACACGCAAUGUCCGGCCAAAAUAUCCUCUACCAAAUGCAUUUCCAAAUACUGAGGAUGAAAUGUAUAAAGAGAAGGCAAUGAAGCUAGAAGAGGAGGUUAGGUCCAUGAUUAACAAGGUUGAUACGGAGUUACUGAACAUACUUGAAAUGAUCGAUGACAUCCAAAGGUUAGCGUUGGGCCACCGCUUCAAAUCGGACAUAAAGAAUAAACUUGAAAAAGUUUUCUUGUUAGAAGGAUCUGAUUUCAAAAUUAUAGGGAAAUCUCUCCAUGCCACUGCUCUGAUCUUCAGGCUCCUCAGGCAACAUGGCUAUGAAGUCUCUCAAGAUAUUUUUGAGGGUUUUCUAGAUGAUCAAGGCAAUUUCUUGGCCUAUCUUCACAAGGAUAUCAAAGGAAUGCUUAGUUUGUAUGAAGCUUCACAUCUUGGUUAUGAAGGAGAAGAAAUUUUAGACAAGGCAAUGAAACAAACUAGCAUGUACUUAAAAAACCAUCUAGGAAACUUAGACUCUAUAACUGCUGAAAGAGUCAGUCAUGCUCUGGAUGUUCCAUUGCAUCACAAAAUGAUUAUGCUAGAAGCACGAUGGUAUAUUGAAUCUUACAGUAAAAGGGAGGAUGCAAAUCCCAUACUUCUCGAACUGUCCAAGUUGGAUUUCAACAUGGUGCAAUCGGUCUUGCAAAGAGAUCUCCAUGACCUGUCAAGAUGGGAUGUCAGUGCUGUGAGAAAUCUUCCAGACUACAUGAAGUUAUGCUUCUUAGCCCUUUACAACACUGUUAAUGAAAUGGCAUAUGACCACCUUAAAGAACAAGGAGAAGAUGCCCUUCCUUAUCUGACAAAAGCAUGGGCUGAUUUAUGCAAAUCAUUUUUACAAGAAGCAAAAUGGAGCUACAACAAAAUCACACCAUCCUUUGAUGAAUAUCUUGAAAAUGCAUGGCGAUCUGUAUCAGGAACUGUUAUACUUAGCCAUGCCUAUUUUCUUUUGGGCGACAGCAUCUCCGAGCAGGCACUUGAUUACUUAGUAAACUACGAUGAAUUAGUGCGUUGUCCAUCAGUUAUCUUUCGACUUUGGAAUGAUUUAGGCACUUCAUCGGCAGAGUUAGCUAGAGGAGAGACAGCUAAUUCAAUCUCUUGCUUCAUGCAUGAAACCGGUGUUUCUGAAGCUGAGGCACGCGAACACCUACAUAAAUUGAUUCAAAAAGCUUGGAAGAACAUGAACAAAUGUCAAAUUGAUAACGAAACUCCUUUCCCUAGACGUUUUGUCAGAACAGCCACUAAUCUUGCUAGAAUUGCCCAUUGCACAUACCAGCAUGGAGAUGGUCACGGAGCACCAGAUAGCAGAUCCAAGAAUAGAGUAUCGUCGUUGAUCAUUGAACCCAUUUCAUUAAUCUAG
Dovyalis caffra is the source of this 1431-nucleotide messenger RNA. NCBI's taxonomy places the organism in Eukaryota, Viridiplantae, Streptophyta, Magnoliopsida, Malpighiales, Salicaceae. The record is from the annotation of a GenBank genome assembly.